AUGAAUAAAUCAAGCAGCUCGAAGAGCAUUUCUUCCACUGCUAAGGGCGUUAGCAAAAAAUCAUCCAGAGAUACAAUCGUCCCGGAAGGAGGAAUUACCCUUGACAAGCAGGAAACCGUUGUCAGUACUGCUAGCAACAAUCUGGGGAGGGACGCAUCCCGAGAUGCUGGUUAUGGAAAUUCAGUUAAGUUCCUUUUGGAGGAUGGACUAACAUACGGGACAACAAGUCUAGAUAACCCAACGAGCUCUAAAAAUUACACUUACUCUAGCCACAAUUCUUUUGUGAAUGUUCCGUCUGGGGAUAAUUUUUCUUACGCUGCUAGUAGGAGCGCAAAUGGUCAGCAGAGCCCGUUUCAUGCAAAAUUGAAUAGCCAGAGCAAUUGCGGUAGCGGCAACUUUGGUGGAAGCGGAAGCUAUGUUGGAAGUCGUAGCUAUGGCGGCAGUGGCAACUAUGGUGGCAGCUGCAACAGUAGGAUCGCCUACAAUGCAGGGAAUAGAAGCACAAAUUUAGAAAAUUACGACUACCUAGAUGUUGACACGGCCCCACACAACCAUCAGAACGAGAACAAUUUCCUACCGCAGGAUAACUAUUCUGGAACGAACAGGCAGUUGUAUUCUGCAUCUAGCACCUUAUCUCCCAUGGGUUCAAGACAUGCAAACAUGAGUCAAAAUAUUUCCUACCCAGAUCAAUACAGCUAUAGCAGCUAUUCGAGCAGAAGUCCUCAGCUGAGCGGAAGGACAUCCUACUUCCCCUUCAGUGGUAAUAGAGGAGCUCGUUCUUUGUGCAGUUCCCCAACUUGUUCAGCAUACGAGGAUGAAUAUUAUGCCUACCCUGAUGGAGCUAAUUUUAGAGACCUCCCCCCACAUCUGUACUACUUGGCGAAGGAAGAAGAUGAAGGCAGCUGUUGUUUAAAAAAAGAAAUGAACUGUUCACUACCUGGAUGCAACUCACACAUGGAUAAAUCAUAUGAGUACAUAAUUCAGGCACCAAAAAUGCCAAUCACCAUUAAAGCUCCAAAUAAAAAAAGGUUCGAUAUGUUCAAAAAGAUAACCUUAACUGUAGGGACCUACUUGGACGACGUUGUAAAUGUAGUGAUAGGCAUGGUAGAGUCUUCCUACAAAUGCAUAAUACAGAACAAUAAAACGAACUUGUACGAUUUGCACCCAUUUUAUAAUCCUGAUCCUUUCUACUCGAGAAAUGAAAGGCCAACAUUAAAAACGGGAAGCACUUUGUUGGACAAAAUAAAUUCUGCGCUAGACGGAACGACACUUGAAAAGCACAAAACUUUGCCGAGGGAUUUUGGAAGAGUUACCAUUCCAAAGACACAGAAGACGGGGAGCAAAUUCGUCGACGGGAUGAAUAACAUGCUAGACAAUUUGUUGAACGAGCCUCUCUCUUAUCAAAAGUAUGACUACUUCAGUGAUCGGUGUGAGCAGGGGACGGACGCAGGGCGAUAG
Plasmodium coatneyi is the source of this 1458-nucleotide messenger RNA. RefSeq lists its product as uncharacterized. The coding region runs from base 1 to 1458 and encodes 485 amino acids. The transcript has a single exon. NCBI's taxonomy places the organism in Eukaryota, Apicomplexa, Aconoidasida, Haemosporida, Plasmodiidae. The record is from RefSeq and is a predicted model, not a curated record.